AAAGCAGCGAGCUGUCGUAGCGCGGGCAACAAGCUAGCUAGCGCUUAGCCUCAAUAUGUAGUAAUUUAUACAGUAGCGCAACAUGUUUUCCGUAUAGCCGAGUAAAUGUAGUAAGAAAAAAGGUGGAUGGUUCGAGGCCGUGUUUUGUGGUUGUGUUGAUCGUAAAGAGGAAGAUGUGCAAUGGUGAUACAGACAGUAUCUCAAGCCUUGUGGGCCCACGCCUCUGCCACCAAACGGUCCGUUCUGCUGCUGCUGACGCUGACCACAGUUUCUACUGGACAAGGGUCGGGAUGUUUGAGGCCCUACAUGGUCCAGAACAGCUGGGUAAACCUCACAGAAACCAACAGAGGCUUGUUUCCUGUGGGCACAGUGCUAAAGUACAGCUGUGACCCUGGUUACAUGCCAGACGGACCCAGUAUCCUGACCUGCACCACGCUGGGACACUGGUCCUCUGAACCUCCCCACUGUAUUCACAAUAGUGCAUGUCCACCUCUGUCCAAACCUGAGAAUGGAGGAUAUACCUGCCACCCGUCCCCCUGUCGAAUGUUUUCCCACGGUACUGUGAUUGAGUUCUACUGUGAUGCAGGCUUUGCUCUUAAUGGAGACUACAACUAUUUGACCUGUCAGGAUGGACAGUGGAACGGCCCAAUGCAGAUCACUUGUGUGAGCCCAGGAUGUACAAGACCCUCUGUGGUGCAGCAUGGCUCAACUAAUCUGACAGACACCAACAGGAGCUUGUUUCCGGUGGGCACAGUACUAGAGUACAGCUGUGAUCCUGGUUACCUGGCAUUGGGACCAAGCGCACUCACUUGUACCACAUCGGGACACUGGUCCUCAGACCCUCCGAAGUGCAUACACAGUGCUGUGUGCCAGCCACCACACCAGCCAGAGAAUGGGGGUUAUACCUGUCAUCCCUCCCCAUACGGAACAUUUUCUCAUGGCACUGUGAUUCAAUACUUUUGUGAUGAAGGCUAUAUUUUAAAAGGAGAGUAUAAAUUCUGUACAUGUCAGUAUGGGAAAUGGGACAACCCAACGCCUGUCAGCUGUGUAAUGCAGCCAGGUUGUAUCAGACCCUCCAUGGUACAGCAUGGCGCAGCUAACUUGACAGACACCAACAGGAACUUGUUGCCAGUGGGCACAGUACUAGAGUACAGCUGUGAUGCUGGUUACCUGAUGGACGGGCCCAGCAGCCUCACAUGCAACACACAGGGACACUGGUCCUCCGAACCUCCUCGCUGCAUACACAGUGAUGUUUGCCAGUCUCCAUAUCUGCCAGAGAAUGGUGGGUACACCUGCCACCCGUCUCCAUGUCGAAGACUUUCUCAUGGCACCGUGAUCGAGUAUUUCUGUGAUGAAGGUUAUAUUCUGAAGGGAGACUAUAAAUAUGUUACCUGUCAGUAUGGGGAAUGGGACAGCCAGAUAAAGCUCAGCUGCCUUCUGGACCAGGACCAUGACUCAAGUUUACCUCUUGGGAUGCCUACCUUGUCCAUAGUGGCAUCCACAGCGAGCUCUGUUGCCCUCAUCUUGCUCCUAGUGGUGCUGUUUGUACUUCUGCAGCCAAAACUCAAAUCCUUCCAUCGUCGUGAUCAGGGUUUGUCAGGCCACCCUGUGUCAAUCAUAGUGGAAGGAGUUCAGGUGACUCUGCCUUCAUAUGAAGAGGCCGUGAGUGGUGGUGGAGCCUCGGCAUCAGCUCUCAGCUCUGAGUCUCGAGUCCAGAUAGUGUUGUCUGAAGGUCAGAAUGCCACAGCUUUAGAGGCUGGGCCCUCAAGAGCUUCUUCACUCAAACAGCAGCAUUCAGAAAUGGCUGUGGUGCAUUCGAUACCUUCGUCCUCAUCUUCGUCAUCACCCUCACCCUCCUCUUCUACCUGGGUUCUGGAGCACAGAGUUGCUGCAGUUUCUUCCUUACAAAGAAGGCCGUCUGCAGGCAGCGACCAACACAGCCUGUCUCUGGACGAGAUGGACGACACUGAUGAUAUGCCACUUCUAAAGCAGACAUGAAACAUGUCCCAGCCUUUGUUUGGACUUGUUGGACUCAAGACAAACAGCGUAGCCACUGUCCUGUACUGGUGAGCAGGACGCCUCCUAGAGGGUUGUAACACAGCCGUUACCACAGACAAACCGAGCUAGAGCAGGUCACUCAGAGCCCUUCCUUCCCAUCAGAGAAGGAUUCACAUGUACAUACAUGCUUUUGUUUUGGGAUUCCUACUCUAUGUAUGUCCAACGCGAAAAGAACAGGCAGAAAAGAACAGAAACUGCACAUCUGCAGUCUGGUUUGGAAGCUAUAAUCUUACCUGUGUUUAAUGUUACUUUUCUUCACCCAUGUAUCAUAUCACAAAAUGUUUAGAUGCAAGUACGCAGGCACAAAUGCAGGCCAGGCAAUAUACAGCAGAUUAUAACACACAGUUUUAAUUAUUAUUUAUCACGGUUGGCAUCAUUCAUCAUGUCACUGUACAUUAUAAGCCUGUUUGUUUCCUUCAAGGGUGUGUUUCUGGAUUCAGGGCAAACAUUUUAAGUCAUCUGUUGUUUCAAGCUUGCAUUGAACUCUUUCAUCCCUUCUUUUAACAUUGCCCCCAAUGGCCUUAGCUUUCCACUUCUAUGCACAGGUACAGUAUUUGUAUUACACUACGUAAAAUAAGGUGUUUGAAAAAUGAAUGUCAGUCAAAUGCCUCCACUUCUCAGUGAUCUGUCAGACACUUUGUCUCCUGUACACAAGAAAAUAUUAUUCUAAUUUAUUCAGGCUGCUUGAAGAGUCUUGUUUUAAGCCUAAACUAGGAAACUACAUUGUGUGUUAUUUAUUUGUGUCCAUUAUGCUGUUGAUCAGCCGUGAAUCUUUUGGAUGAUUCGACAGUAAUUUAAUUCACUUGGCUGAUUUAGUUUUAAUAAUGCUGCAGGCACGUUGUAUGUGAUGCUGUUAACGUGGUAAAGUGUAAUGUUGGUGUAAUGUCAAUGUUCGUUUUGUUCGACCGUUGAGUUUGGGUUUGGACUGAAGAACGGACAAUUUUUAUUGUUCGUGUUGAUGGUCUUUUAAUAUAUGUAUUUAAUAUUUUGAGUUGAAGCUGUAAUGUAAAUACCUUAUGUUCACUUUGAUUAAAUAUUAUUUAAGGUGUUUAAA
This is a messenger RNA of Betta splendens (Siamese fighting fish), 3112 nucleotides long. RefSeq names its product sushi domain-containing protein 4-like. The record is from RefSeq and is a predicted model, not a curated record. The transcript has 11 exons. NCBI's taxonomy places the organism in Eukaryota, Metazoa, Chordata, Actinopteri, Anabantiformes, Osphronemidae. The coding region runs from base 181 to 1998 and encodes 605 amino acids.